UCGUGGUGUGCGCGGGAGGAGAGUGGCUCUCUCCGGACCGCUCUGUGUGAGCCGUGGGGCGCUCCGUGUGAGCUCCUCCACGCAAUCAUUUCUGGAGUAUCGCGGUUCUGGUCAUAAGCAUGGACUCCACUACAUUCUAUGCGAGUUUCACCCACCCCACUCUUUCUGGAGUAGGAGAUGCGUUAAGUACAUCAGCCAGCCCUGUGUGUGUGUGUGCUGUGGGAGUGAUGCGUGUGCAUAUUGUCUCGCGGUAAUGUGUGCGUGUGUGGAGCGGUGGUGCAGCGGUUGACGAACUCAUCUUUGUUCGAUUGCCGGCCACGGCCCUGUACCUCCCCAAGAUCAACUCAGCCUUAAGCGAGUACAGUACCUAGUUCGUCGUGUGUACACAACAGCGCUGGGGAAACAAAGGCGUCCGGGCGUGGUUGCUUGACCUCGCCACGCAAGGUACUCGCGGACAGCCCUUGCCCCAGCAGUCAGAGUCUACACGAGUCUACUAAACCUUUGUCUUUGUUUCCCGAGUGUGGAGGAGAGGGCGGCGGCAGCGGCGCUGGUGCAGAACACCGCCCGCGCCUUCGGUAUUUUCAGAAGCGCUCUUGGCCCGGGGUGGGGUUCGGGUUGGGGGGGGGUGACAGUUCGGCCGUGUGGCAGCGCGCAGGGCAGCAGGAGGAGGCUGCUGCGUCUGUGGAAGGAAGCGAGACGGGCGAGAGGCAGAGAGAGAGAGGGCGGACGGGGGAGAGGCGAGGGGUAGGCGGUUCCUCGCCGGAUCAAGAUAGCGGUGGGUUCCUGCCGCCCUCUCUAUCUCGCGCUCGCCCGUGUGAGAGAGGCGAGGGAGGGAGAGGCGAGGGAGGGAGGGGAGGACGGGAGGGAGGGAGGCUCGAGAGAGGAUGGAGGGAGCCUUCCGCCGAAUGCUCGCAUCGCCUGCCAGCUAGCCGGGCUCUGGGAGCGGGCCGAGCGAGCUGAGCGGUGAUGCAAUGCACUCCCAGCUCCAGCUCAGAGUCUCGGGGCCACGGUGAGAGACUCGCAGAGCCCCGGGUCAGCCGCUGUGCGAACUGAGGCAGAGGGCGGCUGCCCCCCUCCUCCUCCAUCGCCCCCCGCGGUUCAUCCCGCGCCCGGCUCGCGACACAACAGCAGCCCAGGGUCUCUAUCCCUGUGGCCUUUAGUCGCGGCGGUUGUGUGAGUAGUGGUUGUAGGUGGCGGUGGUGCCGCGCGUGGCACUCUGGCUGUAGACGUGCUGGGAGCUCUGCCGCUACGAGAGGGUGGGGAGGGAUUUUGGAGCGAGGAGCCGGGAGACGACAGGAGACGCGACCGAGGAAAGCGACCUCCUCUGGGGUCUCCCCGCGUCUCCUCCCAGUGGGCAAGAUGAACGUGCAGCGCUCCCUGCCCAUCGCCAUCGCCCGCCCGGGUCCCCACGCGCGCCACAAGACCCACGGCGGAGACCCGGCCGACGAUUCGGGGCCGCCUCCCGGCGCUGGCGGCUGGGCUCGGCGCAGCUCCUCCGAGCAGCAGGGGUCCUCCUCCUCCUCUCAGGCGGCGCUGAGCCCCGGUCCGUUCCCCGGCAGCCUCGGCUCGCCCACGCCGCCGGGCACCCCGGGCGCCUUCGUCUGCGCAUCGCGCAUCGGCCACUACGUGCUGCUCGAGCCGCUGGAGGGACAGAGGAUGCUGAGGGCGGUGAACACGCACACGGGCAGGGAGCUCGUCUGCAAGGUUUUCGACGUGGCGAGCUACCGCGACUCGCUGGCGGCCUACUUCAGGAUUCCGCCGCACGAGAGCGUGGCGUGCGUGGACGAGGUGCUGCUGGGCGAGCACUGGGCAUACGCCUUCCUGGAGCGCGGCUGCGGCGACCUCCACUCGCACGUGCGCGCUUGCAAGCGGCUGCCCGAGGAGGAGGCGGCGCGCCUCUUCCACCAGGCCGUGUCGGCCGUCGAUCACUGCCACCAGCACGGCAUCGUCCUGCGCGACCUCAAGCUACGCAAGUUCGUCUUCCGUGAUGAGGACCGGAUGCGCUUGCGACUCGAGGGCCUGGAGGACGUGUGCGUGCUGCACAGCGACGACGACUCGCUGGCCGAGAAGGUGGGCUGCCCGGCCUACGUGAGCCCGGAGAUCCUGACGGCCGGCGGCUCGUCGGGCCGCUACUCGGGCCGCGCGGCCGACGUGUGGAGCCUGGGCGUGAUGCUCUACACCAUGCUCGUGGGCCAGUACCCCUUCCACGAGAGCGAGCCCACGGCGCUUUUCGCGCGCAUCCGCCGCGGCCAGUACGCGCUCCCCGAGGCGCUGUCGCCCAAGGCGCGCUGCCUCAUCCGCGACCUGCUGCGCAGGGACCCGAGCGAGCGGCUCUCGGCGCGCGACAUCCUCCACCACCCGUGGUUCGCCUGCGACUUCUCGGCGGCGGCGGCCGUCGCGGCCAGAGAGCCGGGCUGCGGGCAGGACGCGCACUCCGACCAGCUGGUGCCCGAGGGCCUCGCGCACGACGGAGAGGAUCCCUUCUUCGGUUAGCGGCGACGGGGGCUGAGGGCAGGUGUGAAGGAAGACCGAGGAAUCCCACGGACGUACCGCACGAGAACUGCCGACAUGAACUCUGUGAUUGUGUCCGGGCUCCAGGGUGCCUUGCCAAUGGAAAUAGGAGUUUGAAUCACGGCGCGAAUAACACUUUAGCGAGACGACCGGGAUAACAAACAAAAAAACCUGUAAAAAAAUGUGUGUGUGUGUGUGUCUCCUGUUUUUAGCACAAACACGGUGCUCACCAAACCACUGAUGGUAUCGAGAGAUGGGAUCGCCACUGCUCAUGGGUAGAAGAUGAGCUCUGCGAGAAGUGUUAUCUGAAGCUAGCCCACACUCGCCCGUUUCUUAAAUUUGCACAAUUUACCUGAAAAAUGGCAUUACUUGAUUUUGUUUUAACAUUCCAGGAAAAUAAGUGAAGCUGAAAAUUUAGACAAAAAUUCUGAAACAUAAAUCAGGAAAAAUCAGAGCCACUACUGAGUACAAGGGGGGGGGGGACCGACCUUUGGGUACAGCUCAUCUCACUCAGGAAUUAGGUUCAAGUCGUCAGAGAAAACAAUCAUCACGCAUCCAUGAAACAUCUCAUUAAAGCUGCUGUGUCCAUUAUUAGAGAGCGAAGGCAUUUACCUGUCUCCUUUGUCAUGUUUGUACGUUACAUUAACGCUGGCUGAGACAAAAGGUGAUAGCACUCUUGAAAGAUACGCAGAAGGCAAAUUGUCGAGAUAAACGUCCGUCUGCUCCCCGCCCGCCGUUGCCGAACUCUCGAGCUCCCUCGCACCCUGCUCAAGCGAGAGUGCCUUGAAUCUCAAGGUCCUUCUUCAUCUCGGUCUCGUUUGAAGUAAAGUUAGCGGCGGAACGGUGAUUGGGUCGCGUGUUGGAAUAAUUCAAGAAAAAAUAAAAUCCGGAGCCGUAAAAGUGGAGGGCGUUAAAAAAGACACGCGGCCGAGAAUGUUUUUUUGCAGAUCAAGUUUACUGAUGUUUCAACCCCCGUAAAUGUAUACAGCGUAGCACAUUGAAGAUACGAAU
Petromyzon marinus (sea lamprey) is the source of this 3522-nucleotide messenger RNA. RefSeq names its product tribbles homolog 2-like. Gene Ontology annotation, biological process: protein phosphorylation; positive regulation of proteasomal ubiquitin-dependent protein catabolic process; regulation of MAP kinase activity. Lineage: Eukaryota; Metazoa; Chordata; Hyperoartia; Petromyzontiformes; Petromyzontidae. Gene Ontology annotation, cellular component: nucleus. Gene Ontology annotation, molecular function: ATP binding; protein kinase activity; mitogen-activated protein kinase kinase binding. The record is from RefSeq and is a predicted model, not a curated record.